GCAAAUCGGAGAGAUAGAAGCGUAUAUAUAUACAUAUACAUAUAUAUACAUAAUCUCGCCGGAAAAUUUAUACGUAUCAAACUUCGUAAAAACGAUAGAGGAGGGUCGUGAGAGGUCUAGGAAUACUCCCCAAUAAAUUCCAGACCGAUUCGUAGUCACCGGAGCAUCCUAGAGCUCGCCGGAGUUACAAGUCGUGGAAGCGGGUCUUCAGAAAAAGCGGAUAUUUUGCCGUAGAUAGGGGUGGCGGAGCUUCGUCUUGCCGUCAGGAUCAUUUUGCAACUUGAAUCAUUGAAAUCCGUUACCUAAGGUGAAUUCAAGUGAAGGCCAAGCUAGAGAUUUUAUUAAGGGGAUUAUCGCAAUUCAAGGUAAGUUCUAUGUCAACCAAAAAUGUUUUAUCUCGUAUUUAUAUGUAUGCAAUAUUUGAACUAUGUGGACUAUUUAUGAAUCGGAAACUAUUUUUUGACAUGGAAUGAAUAUUUUGAAUGUAUGGAUAUUGGUGGAUUAUUAUCUAUUAUGGAUUAUUAAAUGUAUAUUCUUUUUAUUAAAGAAUAUUGGUGGAUUGAUAUUUAUUACAAAGUAUAUUUUUGGAAAGUGUGACAAGAAUGACUUUGGGAAAAACUUAAAGUUUUUCAUAAUAUAUUUUUACGUCUCGAGAGAAACACGAGGCGUGGGUGAUUAGGACUACUACUACUUUUGGUGAAAUUUAUUUGGGUUGGUAACCAGUCCGGCAAUGACAUGCUCCGGUAGACAUCCCGGGCUUUUAUUUGAGGACCAAAGGUCCUUUGGUGGUUGUAGUAGUAGUUACCUAAUUUAUCCCUGGACAAUGUCCCUUGUGAGUAGGUGGUAGAAAACAUUCUGCCUACUUGGAUUUCUUACUACUCGGAGGGCUUGGAAUCCCUUUUAGAGGGUGUGCACACUUAAGGUAGAAAUUCAGCUUCCAAAUUGGUGGUCGGUGGGAGCCGGAAUUCCGGGAUGAGUCGUAAAUAACAACGACUCGUUGGGCUCGAGGAAUCUUGAGUUCCGCCCACUCUUAAAAGAAAUCUAUAGUAUUAAUUUUGGAGGAAUUGAGGAAUGACAUUAUCUAAUGAAGAAAUUAUUUUGAGACAUGAAGUUAUUUUGGAGAUAUGAGAGGGUAUUUUCUAUAUAUAUACCUAUACCAAACCUAUUUUCCAAAUUAUAUUAUUUUACGGGUUCGGGUGGAAUCUUACUUAGCUCUAAAGCUAAUUUUUGUCUCUUCUGUCUUCUUCUCUUUGCUCUAUUGUACAGAUGAUUAUGAUUAUUAAGAUUGAUGUACUUGCUGCCCGAGUGUUCCGCUAGUUGCACACGUUUGAUUAAUUAUCGUUGUUUAAACUUGUAAUUCAUAAACUUUGUCCUAAGACCCAUUUCAUUGUUAUUUGAACUUAUGGUGGAUAGCCUGUGCACUCAAUCAUGUAUAGGUUGAGUGUGGCGGUGACGCACCUGUUUUUCCCUUAAAGACUUCCGCUGUAUUCUAAAUAUGUUUAAUAAUAAAGAUGUUUUCAUUUAAAAAUGUGAUUUUAUUUGGGUGGGAAAAAUGGGGGUGUUACAUUAAUCCUUUAUCUUGGGGUUUCCCAAGGUGCAAUCAGUUCCGUGCUGGUUCGCGAGGAGGAAGGCGUUCAGCGCCCCGUCUACUAUGUGAGUAAGACCCUCCAGAAUGCUGAGCUCCGGUACACCCCGCUCGAGAAGACAAUAUAUGCCGCCUACAUCACCGCCAAGAAGUUGACACACUACUUCCAAGCGCACCCCAUCAGAAUCCUGUCGGACCAACCCCUAGGUGCCGCUCUGAGGGCGCUCGACACAACCUGGGUAGUGAAGUGGUCGAUGCUCCUCAACCAAUAUGAGGUUGACUUCCAACCUCAGACGUCCAUCAAAGGCCAGGCUCUGGCUGAUUUCAUUGUGGAAUGCACGGCCCGAGAAGUGGCAGAUAGGCAACAAGAGAGCAAUGAACAAUGGUGGACUCUAGCGACUGAUGGGUCGGCAGGAGCCAAGGGAUGCGGGGGCGGAAUUGUCCUCAUCUCACCCGAGGGAUUCCGAGCCUACUAUGCCUACCGCUAUCUUUUCAAAGUCUCCAACAAUGAGGUGGAGUACGAGGCCCUACUAUAUGGGCUACGAUUGGCAGCCGCCAUGGGAGCAGAGUGGAUAACGGUGAAAUGUGACUCCCGCCUGGUGGUUUCCUUGGUCAAAGGUGAGUUCGAAGCGCAGGAAGAAAGAAUGAUGAAGUAUCGAGAUGCUGUUCGGGAGUUGCUCGGGUUGUUCAAGCAAGCAUAGUUGAUCUGCAUCCCGAGAAAUCAAAACUCCGAUGCAGACCUCCUCUCAAAGCUAUCCCAAGGGUUAGCUGAACAUAUAUCGAGAAUUGCACGCAUUGAGGAGAUGACGACCUCAAGCAUAUCAGCCUCCCCGUCCAUUGACGUCCUUCCCCUGCAACCAGUCGCCUGGUGUUGGGUGGAUGACCUCCUGCGCUACAUAGCCGACGGGACGCUCCCCGAUAAAGAAGAGGAGGCAAGGUUAGUCCAGCAACGAGCUCCGGGCUACGUCGUCUUGGAUGAGAAGCUGUACAAGAGGUCCUACAAUGGGACCUUGCUAAAGUGUUUACGCCCACAUGAGGCGGAAAUGAUCGUCUCUGAACUCCAUGGGGGCGUAUGCUCCGCCCAUCAGGGGGCAGGCACGUUAGCUAGGAAGGUCGUCCUCCAGGGGUACUUUUGGCCAACAAUAAUGAAGGAUUGCGCUGACUAUGCAAGGAAAUGCGAGACAUGCCAGAAGUUCCAGAAGAGCCCCGGCCGACCAGCAACGAUGUACACACCGAUCAGCACCGCCCUUCCAUUCACAAGAUGGGAUGUCGACCUGGUCGGUCCCUUACCAACCGGGUCGGGAAACCGGAAGUUUGUCAUCAUCGUGGUGGACUGCUUUACGAAGUGGGUUGAGGCCGAGCCGCUUGCCAGCAUCACACAUCUCCAAUGUAAGAAGUUCAUAUGAAAGAAUAUUUUCUGCCGGUUUGGGGUUCCCCUCCAAAUAAUCUCCGACAACGGAAGGCAGUUUGACUGCGAAGCCUUCCGGCAAUUCUGUGCAGAGUGGGGCGUAGAAUCCAACCGAGUUGCGGUCUGCUACCCCCAGGCAAAUGGACAGGUGGAGAACACCAACCGGACGAUCGUCGAUGGACUGCAAAAGAAGUUGGAGGCCCUCGGGACUGCCUGGGUGGAGGAGUUGAAUAAUAUACUCUGGACCUUCAGAACAACCCCAAGGAAGGCAACAUGAGAAACCCCCUUUGCCUUGUGUUAUGGCUUUGAGGCAAGGGCACCGUUCGAGGCCGUAGUUCCCAGCCGGCGAGUGGAAGAAUUUGAACCAGCCAGCAAUGAGGAGAGGCUCCGAGCCGAGCUCCCUCUAAUUGAGGAAAGAAGAGACCGUGCCUUCAUCAAAGCGGAAAACUAUCGACGACAGGUCAAGGCGUACCAAGACAGCCGAGCCUGACCCCGGAGAUUUGACGUCAGUGAUUAUGUCCUAAGACGUAGGAAGGCCAGCAGGCCGACAGAGGGAGGUAAGCUCUCCGUCAAGUGGGAAGGCCCUUACGUGGUUGACGCAGUGAUCGGCCCUGGGACAUACAAGUUGAAGACAACAACAGGCCGGUUGGUAGACCACGUCUGGAAUGCCGAGCACCUGAUGAAGUUUUACCAGUAGAAAAUCGAAGUUUCACUUUUCUUUGUAAACUCCUGUGCUCCGAGCACGGGAUUACAAUUUGUAAUUCUUCAUGUGGUCCGCCCACAUCAUGAAUUCAAUAUACUUUGC
Cuscuta europaea is the source of this 3798-nucleotide messenger RNA. The record is from the annotation of a GenBank genome assembly. NCBI's taxonomy places the organism in Eukaryota, Viridiplantae, Streptophyta, Magnoliopsida, Solanales, Convolvulaceae.